AUGGAGGUCGAAGGGGAAAGCUUUCCUAAACAAAGGCAAGUCCUGGUUCUUUUUCUUUUGGUGGGAGUGGCUCUGGCAGGAUGGGAAUCCCGUCGCUAUUCCGUGAUGGAGGAAACGGAGAGCGGCUCCGUUGUGGCCAACGUGGCCAAGGACCUGGGGCUGGGAGCGGGAGAGCUAGCUGCGCGGGGAGCGCGGGUGGUCACUGAAGAUAAGGAACCCCGAUUGCAGCUUGAUCUGCAAACCGGGGACUUGAUAUUAAAUGAGAAACUGGACCGGGAGGAGAUGUGUGGCUCCACGGACCCGUGUGUGAUGCGUUUCCAAGUGUUACUGAAAAAACCAUUGGGAGUAUUUCGAGCUGAGCUAUUAGUGAGAGACAUAAAUGAUCAUUCUCCUGAGUUUCCUGAAAGAGAAAUGACGCUGAAAAUCCCAGAGACUAGUCCUCCUGGGACCGUGUUUCCUCUGAAAAAAGCCCAGGAUUUGGACGUGGGCAGAAACAACAUCCAAAGCUAUGGCAUCAGUCCCAACUCCCAUUUUCAUGUUACCACCCACGACCUGGGAGAUGGCAGGAAAUACCCUGAGCUGGUCCUGGACAAGGAGCUGGAUCGUGAGGAGCAGGCCCAGCUCAGGUUAACCCUCACAGCUCUGGAUGGCGGCUCUCCAGCCCUGUCUGGCACCGCCCAGGUCCACAUCUUGGUCUUGGAUGUCAAUGACAACGCCCCUGAGUUUGCACAGAGACUCUACCAAGUGCAGGUCCCUGAGAACAGCCCUGUAGGCUCCCUAGUUGUUAAAGUUUCUGCUAGAGAUUUAGACACGGGGACAAACGGAGAGAUAUCAUACGCCCUUUCCUAUAGUUCUCGGGAGAUAAGCAAAACUUUUGAAGUAAACAGCCUUUCAGGAGAAGUUCGGCUAAUCAAAAAACUGGAUUUUGAGACAAUAUCCUCAUAUGAGCUGGAUAUAGAUGCCUCUGAUGGCGGGGGACUUUCAGGAAAAUGUUCUGUCUCCAUUGAGGUGGUGGAUGUUAACGAUAACGCCCCAGAGCUAAGUAUUUCAUCACUUACCAGCCCCAUUCCCGAAAACUCCCCCGAGACAGAAGUGGCCCUGUUUCAGAUUCGAGACCGAGACUCGGGGGAUAAUGGGAGGAUGGCUUGCUCCAUCCAAGAUGAUCUCCCCUUUCUCCUGAAACCAACUGAAGAGAAUUUCUACACCCUGGUAACAAAUGGGGCCCUGGACAGGGAGACCAGAGCCCAGUAUAAUGUCACCAUCACCGUCACCGACUUGGGGAUCCCCAGGCUGAAAACCCAGCACAAUAUAACCGUGGUGGUCUCUGACGUCAACGACAACGCCCCCGCCUUCACCCAGCCCUCCUACAGCCUGUCCCUCUGCGAGAACAACAGCCCCGCCCUGCACUUCGGCAGCGUCAGCGCCACAGACAGGGACGCGGGCGCCAACGCCCAGCUCACCUACUCGCUGCUGCCGCCCCGGGACCCGCGCCUGCCCCUGGCCUCGCUGGUGGCCAUCAACGCCGACACCGGCCAGCUGUUCGCGCUGCGGGCGCUGGACUUCGAGGCGCUGCGGGCGUUCGAGUUCGGCGUGGGCGCCACGGACCGCGGGGCGCCCGCGCUGAGCAGCCAGGCGCUGGUGCGCGUGCAGGUGCUGGACGCCAACGACAACGCGCCCUCCGUGCUGUACCCGCCGCACAACGGCUCCGCGCCCUGCACCGAGCUGGUGCCCAGGGCGGCCGAGCCGGGCUACCUGGUGAGCAAGGUGGUGGCGGUGGACGCCGACUCGGGCCAGAACGCCUGGCUGUCGUUCCAGCUGCUCAGGGCCACGGAGCCCGGGCUGUUCGGCGUGUGGGCGCACAAUGGCGAGGUGCGCACGGCGCGGCCGCUGGGCGAGCGCGACGCGGCCAGGCACAGGCUGGUGGUGCUGGUCAGGGACCAUGGCGAGCCCGCGCUGUCCGCCAGCGUCACGCUGCACGUGCUGCUGGUGGACGGCUUCUCGCAGCCCUACCUGCCGCUGCCCGAGGCGGCGGCCGAGCAGGCGCGGGCGGAUCCGCUGACCGUGUACCUGGUGGUGGCGCUGGCGGCGGUGUCGUCGCUGUUCCUGUUCUCGGUGCUGGCGUUGGUGGCGGUGCGGCUGUGCAGGCGGAGCAGGGCGGCCUGGGCGGGUGGCUGCUCGGUGCCUGAGGGCCACCUUCCUGGCCACCUGGUGGACGUGAGCGGUACUGGGACCCUGUCCCAGAGCUACCAGUAUGAGGUGUGUCUGACGGGAGACUCUGGAAGUAAUGAGUUCAAAUUCUUGAAGCCUGUCUUUCCCAAUAUUCUAGGUCAAGAGAUUGAGAGGAAGGCAAAGGGAAAUCCAACAUUCCAUAAUAAUUUAG
This is a messenger RNA of Pipistrellus nathusii (Nathusius's pipistrelle), 2380 nucleotides long. NCBI's taxonomy places the organism in Eukaryota, Metazoa, Chordata, Mammalia, Chiroptera, Vespertilionidae. The record is from the annotation of a GenBank genome assembly.